Messenger RNA from Recurvomyces mirabilis, 948 nucleotides. RefSeq lists its product as uncharacterized. The coding region runs from base 1 to 948 and encodes 315 amino acids. The transcript has a single exon. The record is from RefSeq and is a predicted model, not a curated record. Lineage: Eukaryota; Fungi; Ascomycota; Dothideomycetes; Mycosphaerellales; Teratosphaeriaceae.
AUGUCACUCGCUGUACUCAUCCUCACUGCAUAUGCCGUUGUCGAUAAAAUCAAACACCGCCAUGAGCGCGAAGAACGAAGGCGGCACAAGCCCGAGCAUACAGACACCAAGAUCCAUUCCAUCUUCAGGCCGGCAAAUCUACAAACGUACAGAGAUUGCGCCACAGCGAUGAGGCCCGCUCUAAGACUCGCCUCUCGACUUCUAGCAACUGACCAUUUACUCGGCUUCUGGUACACCGUUUUCUUCAGCGACACAAUCGAGAUUCGGACACCCGAAGACGCGAAAGCAGGAACAAGACACUUCAUGUACACGGAUGCACCACGAAAACUAACCCACGACCAAAUCCGGCGCACAAACCACGUUUUGAAACUUCUGGCAGACUGCGUAACCUUUGAUCUCGAAAGCAAGCAGCCGCGCUACGGAGGUGGAAGAUGCAAACACCUACGCCAACAGCGCGCCGCAUUACACUUACAAGGCCACAAGAGCGAAAUCCAAAUCUCCUCGUACUUCUACGACUCCCUCACGAAUUCAGCGAUCUCGGAAGCGGAUAAGGUGUGGUUACAAUUCGAGCUCGCGAAGACCUUACUACAUGAACUAGCUCACGCGGCGGUCAAUGCGGCGAGGGGCAGGGAGUCGAAUCAUUAUUAUUUCUUCCCGGGUUGUAAUGUGGCGGAAGAUGGCUUUCAGCUCGAGGCGGAGCUUUUUGGGGGUAAGAUCGAUCUCGAUCGGGAGGAGUUCAAGGCGGGUUUGAGGAAGGGGGAGCAAGGGCGGAGUGGGAAGCCGUUGAUUCGAGGGUUUCGAAGGGCGUGGCCUUGUCAGGGGGUUGUGGAGGAGUAUCUGGCGAGAGGGUCUUCUAUUGGGGUAAGGGGCCCUGUGGCUCGUCGGCGGCGGACGGAGGAAGUUGAUUAUGUUGCUGUCUCGCGGCUGCUUUGUCCUUCGGGUGGGUAG